CUCCACUGUAUUAGUGCACCUCGCUUGUGGAUUUCUUCAGCGAACAGCAGAUCUCUCGCCAAAAGACUUUCAUCUCCAUUUUCAAGUCCAUCAUAACUUCUUUUGCAAUAAAACAGGGUCUUCGACUAAAAUCAAGUGGAACUUCUACGACGCUUCUAGAGGCCUUCUUUCAUUAACCAUACAUCAUCGAUUUGUCUUUAGCCUCGGAGCACGUCGCGCGUCUUUUCAUGUGCUUGUCCCAACAAAACUACCCUGGUCCAACAACACAACAAUAAACGACCGGAGAAGUGGAACUUGGUUCAUAUAUAAGUCGAGAACUAAGGCGCAAGGACAAAAGCUCUUGUCGGUUAACGAUUCUAUGCAAAGUUCCUGAUUCUAGCUGCAUUUGUUCCGAGUCUGGAUAGCCUCAUUUCAUCAUGGCCGAUACUCAGCCCUACGGCGUUCGCAAUCGCCGGCCUUCAGUCACAGACAACCUUAUCAAUGCCGCUAAGAACUUCGAAUCAAAGUUUGAACAAUCUCUACUCAUUCUGUGGGAUGAUCUCCCAGCUUGGCGUCGCGACAAUGCCUUCAUCCUCUCGGGCUACCGCCAAUCUCAUGGCUCUUAUGCCCAUUCAUUCCGCUCCCUCUUUUACCUCCACAAUGAGUCCGUUAAUAUCUGGUCUCACCUCCUCGGUGCCAUAGUUUUUCUCGCUAGUGCAGCCUACGUUGAUCGAGUUGUCCGGCCACGGUACGAAAGCGCAAGCAGUGCUGAUGUACUCGUCUUUGCAUGCUUCUUUGGAGGCGCUGUUGUAUGUCUGGGGAUGAGUGCUACGUACCACACUUUGUCGAAUCACAGCGAUACUGUUUCAAAGUGGGGUAACAAGUUGGAUUACACAGGCAUCGUGGCUUUGAUCGUUGGCAGCUAUGUUCCUGCUCUGUAUUACGGCUUUUUCUGUUUGCCUAAUUUGAUGGUUUUCUAUUUAUGGGUUGUAAGUCUGUAAUGUUGUUUACUGAUGGUAGAGAAACUCGCUGACAAAGUAGAUAUGUAUACUUGGUCUUGGAUGCACAAUCGUUUCAUGGGUUGAGCGCUUCCGGACCCCAGCAUGGCGUCCGUACCGUGCAAUGAUGUUCAUCGGCCUUGGUCUCUCUGGCAUUGUUCCUGUCAUCCAUGGCCUAUUCAUCUAUGGUUACCAGGGUCUUGAAGAUCGCAUGAGUCUCAGCUGGGUUCUCCUCCACGGGGUCAUGUACAUCUUUGGCGCUGUACUCUAUGCGGUAUGUCCUCCCUGACUCUUCACGCAAAGCAUCUAAAUCUGACUUAAUA
Molecule: messenger RNA, 1300 nt
Organism: Fusarium oxysporum Fo47
Lineage: Eukaryota; Fungi; Ascomycota; Sordariomycetes; Hypocreales; Nectriaceae
Product: hemolysin-III related-domain-containing protein
Exons: 1
Coding region: 417-980 (187 amino acids)
Cellular component (GO): membrane
Molecular function (GO): signaling receptor activity
Source: RefSeq, a predicted model, not a curated record